CCGCCUCGUGUCAAAUCGAGUUUAGGUGGGCUGCCGGAGCCGCGCUGGAGGCGCGGGACUGUAUUGUUAGGUUAAUAAACGCUGUUUUCAUAGCUGGUGUUUUCUGUUAACAGCGGGUUUAAGAGAGAUAUGUGUGAAUGGUUAACGCUGGUCAUCUUCACAUGAACUGAACCGGCGUGAUUUUCAAACCCCAGCAGUGGCGACAUGUGGAGGAACCAGCUUGAUGAUGUAGUCACUCUCCCUGACUGAAACACAUAACUAGGAAUCAAGACUCUUCCCUGAGGCACAACGCUGCUCUGCUGUGACUGCAGCUGUUAAAACAUGAAAUCUGAGAACCUCCUGUCAAUGCCCCUCAGAAUCUCUGUAACAGGGUUCUGUCUCUGGUGAGUGUGUGCAUUUUACCAUGAGCUGGGCCACAGAAGACUGGACCGCAGGUCUCUCUGGCCUCGUCCUGCAGAAGGUUCGGGAGCUUCAGGCCCACAAUGAGAAGCUGAACCGAGAGAGACAACAGAGACAGCUCCAGCUGGACAACUCAGAGGCAGCCCUGCACAAACAGAAGCAAAAGUAUGAAGAGGUGCGUGUGGAGCUGGCUGCAGUGCAGAGGGAGCUGGUGGGAGUACGAGAAGGUGCACAGGCGGAGGCCCGAGCAAAGGAGCGCCUGGCCCAAGAGCUUCAGGUGAAAGCUACUCAGGUGUGCUCUGUAGAGAACCAGCUGCAGUCGGCCAGAGCACUUGCACAGAAGCUUGCACAGGAAGUUAAACGACUGGAGGCCGAGCUGGAGAAGCUGCAGAAGGAAAGCGUCUCCGGGGAAUCUUUGCUGUUUUCUACUCCCAGCUGGAACAUGAACUCACCCUGGGAUCAAAGCGUUAGUAAGAACAGUCUUCGAGGGGAAGAAGACAGUAAGGCUCACCAUGUCAGACAACAGCUCAUGUUUGCAGACAGCCCCAAACCCUCUCAGGGUGGAGUUUCGUCACAGUUCCCACAGCAACCCCACAAAACCCCAUCCCACCGGCGUGGACUCCACCAAUCAGAGACUCGUACUCCCUCCUCCGUGUUUCCGUGGGAACGGGAUGACACAAUGUCUAAUCCCAGAGGUAGACCAGCAUCCACCCCCUCCUUCUCUUCCAGCGAGGUCAUCGUUACAGGCUCUGACUCUCAGGAUAACGAGGUCGAGGAGGCUCUGAGGAAAGAGAGAGAUGCUCUGUCUGGACGGGUGUCUGGGCUGCAAAGGGAACUACAAGCGGAAAAGGAGCGCUACAGGGAUACUGAGUCUUGUCUCGCUCAGACUCAGAAAGAGCUCAACAUCAAAGAACAGAGUCUCACUCGCUCCAAAGACGAGUUGGCUCGAGCACAAACACGCAUCACUCAGGAAGGGGACAGGGCCCAGGGAGCUGAACAGCGUGUGAAACAUCUUCAGGAGGAGCUGAAGUGUCAGAGGCAGAAUGCUGAAACCACCCGGUGCAAUGCUGAGCAGCGCAAAAAAGAAAUGGAGAGAGAGCACCAGAAAGAGUUGUUGGAGCUGCAGAGGGAGAGGCAGUCUAUGGAAAAACAGCAUCAACAGGAGAACAACAGACUUAACCAGGAGAUCCAGCAAGCCAGAACUGCACACAACACUCUACAGUCUCAGUACGACAAGCUGGCUUUGCAGAAGCAGGCAGUGGAGCAGGAUCUGGAGGGAGUACAGGCCAAGCUGAAGAGCACACAGGCUGAUCUCACUGAGAGUCAGAAGAGAGAGAGUCAGACACAGGCAAAGCUCACGGAGUCGCAGAGGGAAAGUGAGACCCUCAGUGUGUCUCUGGAGCAGCUAAAGAAAAAGGAGAAGACCCUGGAGGCAGAGGUGAAGAGGCUGACUGAAGAAUUGGCUGAAGCACUGAAGCUCAUUAAAGAGCUGCAGGCCAAGCUUGCAGCUCCUCCUCCUCCACCACCUUUGGUCUCUCAUUCCUUCACUCCUGUUUGUGGAGACAGCUUCACCACCCCUGUUCUCUCCAGCCACCUUGAUCGCUCUCCACCUCACCAGGUCUCAGCCCAGAAAAAAAGAGGUCCAAAACCUGCAAGACCAAGAGAGAUUGACAGACCUGUGGCAUUACCCUAUCCCCCUGACCGAGAACCUGCUGAGGGUAUUGAGUCAGAACACAUCAGUGAAUUUGGAUCUGAGGAUUCUGUGACACUAAGCACCAAAGAACAUGAAGGAAACCAACACAGAGCUACACGGCCUGGUGAUUUAGACAUGGAGAGCUCUAUUACUGAACAAGACACAGGGAUAGAGGACACAGACACAGACUCCUACAUGUCUGAUUCAACCAGUGAGCGCAUGUUUAAAGAUGAAGGCUUUUCACAGGCCGAUAUUCGUUGUGAUUCAAGAGGCAAAGACUCAAUCUCGUUACACCAAGGACAGAAACAGGAUUCAUCUUCUCUCAAGGAGUUAAAAAAAGAAAAUACUGCUCUUCGGGAUGAGCUCAGAGACACCAAACAGGAGCUAGAGCGACGUCUGGAUGACCUCGAGACGCAGAGGCGAGCGGAAGCUGAGGCCAGGACUAAGCUGAAGCAGCUGAGCAAGAAGCACUCGAGCCAGACCGAGCAGCACCGUGCCAAAGCCCAGGAGUUCAAAGAGAAAGGGAGCAAAUUGGAGGCCCAGCUGGAACAGGAGAGAAAGGAAAGUGUGCGACUCAAGGAAAUGGUGGCUCGUUUGGAGAAAGAGUCUGAAAAAAGGCAGGAGGCAAGAGAAAAAGAAGAGGAGGAGAGCAAAGAGGAGAAACUCAAGCUCCAAGAGGCCCUGGCUGAGAUGGAAAGAAAGGAAGAAGAACUUCAGGAAGAAAGGGAGAAAAUUCAGACCGAACUUGAUAUGCUUAAGCAGGAACUUAAGCAGGAAAGGGAGGAAAGGGCAAGGGAGCGAGAGGAGGAGGAAAAGAAAAGACUCAAAACUAAUGAACUGGAUGGUCUAAAGAUUGCAGAACUCCAAGCAGAGUUGGAUCGACUACAAAGGUCUGCUGGCCUGAAAGACUCUAAAAGUCUAAACGACAACAUGCCUUUAACAUAUCUGCAACUUGGAAACCAGUCAAACACCACAGAUGACUCUACUGCAUUCGAAAAUAAGGUUAUUUCACCUUUUGAUGCUAGCAUUUCCUUCUUGGAGUCUGCGAACCUUCAGAACACAAUGUUCUCAAAGGAAACAAUAAUAGCAUCCCUGAUAAAAGAUUGUGGCAUUCGGACAAAAUGUACGGAACACUACGAAAAGAAUACAGAGGAAAGUAUUUUACAGGGAGAUGUUACAAAAAAGGAAGGUCACGAAAAAAGCAGUGAAGAUAAAGAUUUGGAUAACACUACCGUUUUGGUCCUGGAGGUGGAACGUUUGCGCAUGCAGAGAGACAGAGAAGCGGAGAGGGCCAAAAAAUCACAGAAAAAGCUGGAGGUCCUUCAGAACCAAGUUACUAGUCAGACUCAGCAGCUGACGCAAGCUUUUGAGCAUCAGAGCAAGCACAUUGAAAAUCUGUUGAAGGAGCUACAGGAAAGAGAUGCUGCCCUCCAAAGGCAAGAAGAAGAACUGCAGAGCUGCCGUGACGAGAUCGCCUCACUCAAAGCAGAUAAACAGGGGGAGGAGAUGGUUAACCGCAGUGCAACCUCAAACAAUGAACAAUCUACAGAAGCUGCAGAGGAGACAAGCUGUGGUUUAGUAAUAAGUGAUGCAAAUGUAGAUAGAGAAGAAGCUCUUCAAGACCUUAAAGAAAAGGCUUCCAUCACUAUGGAUGAUAUACCACUACAGUCUGAUAUAGAUAAGUCAGACCAGAAUCAGGUGUCUUCAGUAAUAAGCACUUUAGAACAUUCUUCAUUGCCCACCUCGAAUGGACAGGUUAGUGAUUCUGCCGCCCACACUGAAAACACCAAAGCAAAGGAACCACAGCAACCAUUGGAACCUCAGGAACCACACACUACUGUACAGCAAGAUGGAGGUCAUGUGGAUGAGAAUAACACAGCAAGCACAGAGAUUCCCAAUGUGUCAAAUCCAGAUAUGUCAACAAAACAAUCUGAUAUUUCCGAAUUCCCCCAGCGCCUUAUAGCAUACCCCAAAAAUGAUGUCAGUGAGUUGAAGAGGGUAGUGAAUGAAUUGCAUGAAACACAGAAUGAGCUGUCUCUUCUCAAAGCUAAACAUGACCAGCUGUCUCUGCAGCUGCUGGAAGUGUCAAAAGAAGAUUUUCUGCUCAUCAAGAAAGAGAACGAACAGCUGAAAUCAAAACUGACACUAAUGUCCAAAGAAUUGCAAGCAUCACAGAAGCCUCUACUAUCUCCAGCUGGGAUUUCUAAUUUGAAGAACAUUAAAGAAGAGGAUCCAGCAGUAGUAAAUCAAGCUAUACACUGUUCUGGAACUUCCUCAAGGCGAGAGGAGGCAGAGGGAGUUGGUGGGAAUUCUGCGGAUGGCGAAGAAGGAUGCAGGAAUAAAGGAGAAGAGGCAGAUACAGAGAGUAAAGAUGAGGCAUACUCAUCAGUGCAAGUUAUUUCUCUUCAGAAACGGGUUCAGGCCCUGCACACACAGCUCCAGCUCAUCUCUGAGCAGAACAGCAGACAAGCUGAAGAGCUGGAGCUCUGGAGACUCUCCACCUCAUCCCUGGGCGAGAACAUGGACGACCAUAGCAAUGGCAGCCCCAUAGUUCUAGUGCGAGAGGACCAGCUCAUCCUUUCGUGCAGCCCCUGUGGGCAUCACGGCCAGAAUCAACAGACCAGGAAUGCAGGGCAGUGUGGAGAUCUUUCUCAGCCGGAAGAUUUCUCUGGUCCUCAGAUUGAAUACGAGGAAGGAGAUGAUCAGCUCCUGGCAAAAACAACGAAAGGGCACUUUCAGUCUGUGAUCAAAGUAAAGGAUUAUGUCGUUAUUGAUGACUGCACAAUCACUGAAUCAACUGAUGAACCUAAAAUGAACAACACAGUCGUGGAUGUUAAUGGCACAUCCCAAGUGUCCUCCUCUGAAACAGAGAUCUCUGAGGACACGAGGCAUGAUUUAGCUCAUCCAGUCAAAUCAAGAGAACCUUGUGAGGAUGCUUCAGAAUCUGUAAUGGUCUGCCCUGAGAAUCAGUCCAUGGAAGACACUUUCAGAAGAGAAAACCAAGAGAAUCAUUCAGCCACAGGAAAAUCUGAGCUAAUUACAGAACCACAGGACUUAAGAGACAACCAACUGCCCUGCCUUAACUUCAAUGAGUCAGUUACAUUUGCAGAACACACUGGUGCUCCUGAAAGCACGUCAGAUCAGCAGAUUGAGCAUGAUUCUGCUCUUGGGAGUCUAACUGAUAAUUCUGCCCUGAUGGAGGAUGAUGUCAUGAAGCAUUUUGCUGCACACCAAGGUCAAAGAUCAGAGACCACCACAGUUUCAGGCCAUACAGUGACCAAAGAAGUGAAGAGCGUGUCCACACAGACAGAGGAGUGUGAGGAAAGGGAAGUGGAAGAUAUCAGAAGGUCCUUAGCUCUCCAAGAGAAAAAGACAUUACUGCAUGUCUGCACCCAGACUGAAGAAAUGAAGCAGAGUGAGGAAGAGGAGGGCCAGGAUGAUGAAUUAACAACAUCCCCUCCCUCCUCUCCUGCUCCACCAUCAGAACCAGAAAAGCUCAUGUUUUCCAGUGCCUUCCCCAUCCCAGCAGAUCCAGCUCACCUGGCUGAGCGCAUCAGGCGCAACCGCAGUCGCAUGUCUGCAGCGUAUGAUGACACAGAGUACGAACCCUAUGGCCUACCUGAGGUGGUCAUGAAAGGUUUUGCUGACAUCCCCAGUGGUCCAGCUUGUCCAUACGUUUUGCGCAGGGGACUUUUGGGCACUGAUGCUUUACCACGUUCACUCAGAGAGCCACUUAAAGAAGAGGAAGAUGUUGACCCAUAGCAGUCUCUCACUGCCACUGGUUCGCAGGAAAAGAUGUGUUUGAAGCUGCCUGUCUCGUUCUGAAUGUUUAUUGCCUCUCCCCAUUCCCUCACACCCCUUAAGACUUGGUAGUGAAUUGUAGCCUUUAUGAAUUGUACAUUUAUGAAUUUCUGCCUUUUGGAGAACAUUAGGAUGCUCAAAGCCUUAUUUACAGUUUGUACAAAAAUGUUUACAUAUGACUUGUGAUGUAAGCUAAGCUAAUGUAAGUUUCUGUUUUUAAAACUUGAAGUUUGUGAAUAUCUUUAUUUAUAGAUUUUGUUUAAGAUUUUUUUUAUGUGCCAUAGAUUGAUUGCUAUGAAUAUGGUAGAAUAAAACACUUGAGGAGUGUGUGUAUGUCUGUGUGUGUGAGAGUAUGUGUGUAGAGUAUGACUCAGACCAACCUGAGCAUGUUUCCGCUCCUUGUAUGGUGUUCGGUGUUGAGUGUGUACACACUUUUCAUCUGGCUGCUCCACAGUGCCUGGUUGGUCUUAUUUCAGCAAGGCUUGAAUAGUUCAUUUUGCGUGGGAAAGGUUGUGAAUUAAAAGGUUAUGUUCUUUUGAUGAGAAUAAUAUAUUAAGUAGAACCUUUAAGUUCAGUUAAAGUAUGUGUACAUGUUUGUGAAUGUUUGUCUUUUUUAUGUCAGACUAACAUAUUGUAAUAGAAAAUGCUUACUUUAAAAAUGAGUUGCCUGUUUUUCCUUUUAUUUAUUUUUUUCAAGGCAGCGUGAAUUUUCUGUAUAUUUAAAGCACUCUUGUGUAGUGUUUUGAUUUGUUUUCUCUCCAGUGCUUUUGAGUUCAAAAUUUUGAGUUUAUUAAAGUCUGAGAAGUGACCUUGAAA
Molecule: messenger RNA, 6709 nt
Organism: Astyanax mexicanus (Mexican tetra)
Lineage: Eukaryota; Metazoa; Chordata; Actinopteri; Characiformes; Acestrorhamphidae
Product: centromere protein F
Exons: 18
Coding region: 404-5854 (1816 amino acids)
Biological process (GO): regulation of G2/M transition of mitotic cell cycle; metaphase chromosome alignment; mitotic cell cycle
Cellular component (GO): chromosome, centromeric region; spindle pole; nucleus
Molecular function (GO): microtubule binding; dynein complex binding
Source: RefSeq, a predicted model, not a curated record